AUGGGAUUUAAUUCUUUUCCCAAUGAGAUCACGUGCAUAAAAAUAAAAUAUGGGAUUUCAGUGCGGAGAACUUCGUUCGGUGGUCAUGAGGCACUCGCUUUCCGAUCCGGCGUAGGAAGCGGUUUCCCGGCGAGACGGCCAGAUUUUUGGCGACCGGCCAAUGGACGCGGCCGGCAGUCGAGAUUCAAUCGAUGGUCAAAUAAUCAUUGA
Messenger RNA from Necator americanus (New World hookworm), 210 nucleotides. RefSeq lists its product as uncharacterized. Bases 1 to 210 code for a protein of 69 amino acids. The record is from RefSeq and is a predicted model, not a curated record. The transcript is spliced from 2 exons. Lineage: Eukaryota; Metazoa; Nematoda; Chromadorea; Rhabditida; Ancylostomatidae.